Molecule: messenger RNA, 4246 nt
Organism: Paralichthys olivaceus (Japanese flounder)
Lineage: Eukaryota; Metazoa; Chordata; Actinopteri; Pleuronectiformes; Paralichthyidae
Gene: vstm2a
Product: V-set and transmembrane domain containing 2A
Cellular component (GO): membrane
Source: RefSeq, a predicted model, not a curated record
UCUCUCUGUGUCGCAGGAACGCGCGGCGCAUUUUUGAAUCAAGCGGUCAAGGUGACAGCGGUGGGCCGGCGGAGGACUGGAUUUGCAGAGGUGUGCGGAGCGUGCGGAUUCCACAGUGAUCCACUAGACUGACGUGUCUACACCGCAGCCCGGCUAUUCCACAGACCUCAGUGCAGCCGAGCAGUCGACAGUCUCUCCUGCAGAGACACGCAGAGGAGCAGAGGGGAAAUUAAAAUAUUUUAAAAAAACAAAAAAACAAGAAACUCCUUCAGCAACGACGAGCUCUGGUUUUUGCAGCAUGUUCCACCUUCGGCAAUCUCCGUUUAAACAAAUCCGCUCAGCGACUGUUUGACUUUUGCUGGUGUGUUGGCUUAAUUUUUUUAUUUUGCAGGGGAAAGAUUCGUAUUUUUCUUCCUUCGGCUGAUGUAAAAAACAUCCUGCCAUCUAUAUUGGAAUGAUGUGGACCUCUCAUGAUACUGUUGGAUUUGUUUUCUUAGCCGGUUUUUGCGUGCAAUUCGGAUUCUCCUUCGAAGGUCGCUUCACGGAUAUGCCCUCCAACAUGACGGUUAAAGAGGGACAAAACAUAGAAAUGGCGUGCGCGUUCCAGAGCGGAACCGCGUCUGUGUAUUUGGAGAUCCAGUGGUGGUUCGUGAAAACGCCAGAACCCAGUGACAGCGAGGAGGACGUCGAUGCUGACGAGAUGGAGAUGAUACCAGAACCUGAUCCUGAUGAUGACGGGACAAAAAUAAGUACAGUGAAGGUCCAGGGCAACGACAUCUCACACAAGCUGCAGAUCUCCAGAGUGAGCAAGGGUGACGAAGGGCUGUACGAGUGCCGGGUGACGCGAGCUAACUACGGGGAGAUUGUGGAGUACAAAGCCCAAGCCUGGCUGAAGGUCAACACCACGGCCAGACCACGGCGACCACUGUCGCCUCCCAAGAAGAGCUCGCCACUGCACCUGACGGACAAGAAGCCAAGAAAGUCCAGCUCACAGCAGGAUAGCAUGAGUUCAGACCAGAGGGUGUCCUCCACCUCCACCUCUCACACAUCCUCCAAUACAGCUAAACACAACCCCGGCUCAGGUACAAGAAUAUUAUCCAGCUGUGGACUGACUGUCCUCCUCCUGGCGUGCGGUUUGGUGAGGGAUGCCUUGUUAUAAUUUGAAGAACUGACAUGAUUUGCUCCCAGAUCUCGCUCUCUCUCUAUCCCUCUCCCUUUCUCUUUCUCUCUCUGUUUGCUCCCAAAGUGAACGAGAAAAAAUUGCCUGUUUUACUCCCCCCCCCCCCCCCCCACCAUGCGGACAGCACAGUUGAAUCCUCAUUUCCCAGCCACCACUGCUCUUGCACCCAGCACAUUGUUAUUAGCCAGUGUAAACACCAGUCACCUUUAAACCAGUUGGAUUACCUUUUUGUACAGACGUCGACCCGACACCAUCUGAGGUGCAGCGCUCUGGUUUCAAAACGGACUCUGUAUCAUACUGGAUACCUCUCAAUGGAAGAAUGACUCUGUUAUGGUUUCGAUGUUCCAGUUUAUGUGUUCAUUGCUCAAAAGUGAACAAGAAAAAAGGAGAAUAUAUAUCUGUGUAAUAUAUACGAUUCCGGAUAUAUAUCUGUUUUAUUUGUAACACCUAGAAUUACUGUAUGUGCUGUAUACGUAGCUGACACUCACCAUGAUAGGCCAUGGAACUCCGUUGUGAAAAGCCACUCCGGCCCUUUCAAAGAAACAAAAUAAAUUCAAAUACAUAUUAAUUCAGACUGUUAACAUCAACCAUCAGGUUAAAACAGGUUAAAUUCCUAUAUUUGUUUCUUUUUUCAGCUGUGUUGACCAUCCAGAUGAUCUAAUGUGCAUAAUUAAACAUCCUGUUGGUGACAGAUGUGCAUGCUUUGUGGUCGGAAGGCUUAAAAGAGGAGGAGCAUAUGUUAUUAGAACUACAGAAGUCAACGUUAAAGUAUUUUGAAUUCAUUUUCAUUUUAAUGUGCUACCUUUGAUGUGAAAACGUGUCAUUCUACUUUGUAUUGCAUCCUCAGUAGGAAUAAAAAGGAUGUCACGAUUUAUGAGUCAUUUAAAAUCCUGAUAUGUGACCAUUGGACGAUUCAUUUGAAUUGACCUGCACCAUUUUUAAAAGGCAUGCUUGCGGUUGCUGCGCACAUCCAUAUUAUGACAGAGGAUGGAUGCCUUUUUCCCCACUUUGGAUCAUAAGUAGAGCUAGUUUCUGUUUUAGCAAACACACAAACACACAAAUUCCCGCAUUUGCAGGCAGAUGUUUUAAGUGGCUGGAUGUUGACAUGAGAUGCAGUGCAACACACACACAACAGACCCAUGUUUGGGAGAAAUAAGUUAGUCCGAUGAUAUUAUUUCCUUUUCGACCUCACAGUAAUAUAUUUUUUAACUUUAUUUUCCAGAUGAGAUAUGAUAGAGAUUUUUAUCCACUCAGAGCAUUUAUAAGCAAAACGCUUUGACAAUCUGACUCAAACACAGGCAGAUGUGUUGUUUGGUUUCAUAGUGCAACAAGUCCUAUAUUCAGAUUCUUACCAUGGUACAGUGUAACAUCCAGGAUUGAACCUCUUUUGUUGUUAACUUUUGAGCUGAAAAAGAAAAUUGUACACCAUCCUUUAGAAAUGCAGACGAUUCAAACUGAAAUGUUUAUAAAUAAUAGAAUAGUGGAUUUAUGUCUCCAGAUUCAUGCUGUAAGUGAAUGUUAUCCACCAUGAGUGUAAGCUGCCAGAGUGCAGCAGUUGCCCCGCAAUGAGAUCAAUAUUUUAUUUUGGUCGAUGUUGUCCCCUAAGCACACACUAUUCUUUGCUCAGUUGAUGCCCGAAACCUCCAGCUGACGUUAAGGUGUUCAAACAUGAAGCAUGAUUAUCUAGUUCCUCAUGUGUUGUAUGGUAUAAUCUAACAUUCAUACAUAACAUACAGGUGUAAUUGCCAAUAAUUACUGUGCUGUGUGCUCUCCGAAAGCAAAAUACUCACCUCACUUUGUGCUUUUAUUCCGCUUUGCAGACAAAGCAAAAAUGUAUAGUUGUACUGUAAUUCCCAAAGAACUGUGGUGGGAAACUUGUUGAUUCAGCAUCGGGAGUUCAAAGGCUGACAGAGCGCGUCAUGCUUUGGGAUCAGACCACAGACGUCUCCCGAUCAGCAGCCUUCAGCCUCAGUACAAGACGUGUGAGCAAUAGCGGGCAACCCUGUCUAAUCCCCCCGAGCUCCAAAUAGCUUCAGGGUUUAUUUGGACAGUUAAUCUUGCAUUACUUUCAUAUAUAUGCCACUCUGCUGUGACUGGAAAUAGAUUGCUACAUUUUGAAAUGAGACAUGUUGUGUAAUAUGAUUCAGAAUGUUUAAGUUUGCAGGGAUGAAAAAAAUAAAAAGGUAGAGCUUAUUUUGAGGUACUGGGACGGGAUUUGGAUGCUGACUCUGUUGGAAAUGUGCCUGAGCACUUUGGAGAGAAUGUGCACAGUCUGAGUGGACAUGUUGACUUUGUCCAGCCCUCAUGUAAAAAGUAACAGAUCUGUACAACUUGUAAAUGAAUUAAUCAGCAUGUUAAGAUUUUUUUUUUUUUAAAGAAGUCAAUUUAAAAAGGCAGAGGCCAGUGAUGUUCUGUACUCGUAACAAUGGUGUCAUGUACUCAUAUUGAAGUGUUAACAAGUCCAAAGUGGGUCUUCAUCUCUUCAAAAUGAACUUGGGUAAAAUGUAUUUGAGAAAAAAAAAAAAUCUAUAUAUAUAAGAAAUAUCUCCUUUAUAAAGCUUUCAUCCUAAUCUAGAGGACUCCUUCUCUGUGGGUCUCCGCAACAUAUGGAAUAACAAUGAGUGAAAGAUUGGAGUGAUGAUUGAUUUGAUAUUGUGAUCAGAGAGAAGCAAAAUGAUGCUUUGUUUAAAAAAAAAAAGAAAAGAAGUUUGGGUAUCGAUGGAGGCAGAGGUGCUCACGGGCAACGAUGCCUCUGUUACCAAAGACGAGAACAGUUCACGACGAUGGCAAAAGCAGCAGCUCCUUCAUCCAGGGAUGUUAUUUCAGAAACAUCACACAACCAUUUUCUGUUCUGUUUUAUAUGCCGCGCUCCUCAUCCACUCUAGAUGUAUUUGUUUCUUCUAAUGUGUUUCAUUUCAAUGCGGUCCUGUCUGUUUGUUGAGCUGUCGAAAAUCCUGAUGAAUUAUAAUUCUUUUCUUCUUUGGUAUUGUGUGAGGCUUCUGUACUGGAACAUUGCAACAGUUUGUAUUAUAAUGACAAUAUCAGAAUAAUAUUUAAAUAAAUCAU